AGUUAUUGGUUCAUUUUAAAAUAAGUAAACUAUGGGUAGUUAAAUGCUCCCGAGUUUUAAAAACAAAAAAAUUUACGCAAAGCAGUCGGUACUUCAAGCCACUCUAAGAUUUCUUGAUUUUCAGGCAAUCAAGGUCUCUCCUUAUUCUCAGUGUGACAUAAAAUGUCUCGAAGGUAUGAUAGCCGCACAACGAUCUUCUCUCCAGAGGGUCGCCUUUACCAAGUUGAGUAUGCAAUGGAGGCCAUUGGAAAUGCAGGAUCAGCAAUUGGAAUAUUGUCCAAAGAUGGGGUUAUCUUGGUUGGUGAAAAGAAGGUCACAUCCAAGCUCCUUCAGACCUCAACAUCUUCUGAGAAGAUGUACAAGAUUGAUGACCACGUAGCUUGUGCUGUGGCCGGGAUAAUGUCUGAUGCCAACAUCCUUAUCAACACUGCCAGAGUCCAAGCCCAGAGGUAUACCUAUGCUUACCAAGAACCAAUGCCUGUGGAACAGCUUGUCCAAUCUCUCUGUGAUACCAAGCAAGGCUACACACAGUUUGGUGGGCUUCGUCCAUUUGGUGUUUCAUUUCUCUUUGCAGGCUGGGACAAAAACUAUGGUUUCCAGCUUUAUAUGAGUGAUCCAAGUGGAAACUACAGCGGUUGGAAGGCUGCAGCAAUCGGGGCAAACAACCAGGCAGCACAAUCAAUCCUUAAGCAGGACUACAAGGAUGAUAUCACUAGAGAAGAGGCAGUUCAGCUUGCCCUGAAGGUUCUUACUAAGACAAUGGAUAGCACAAGCCUUACUUCAGAAAAGCUUGAAGUGGCUGAGGUCUUCCUUACACCUUCUGGAAAAGUGAAGUACCAGAUCUGCUCACCAGAGUCCCUAAACAAGCUGCUAGUGAAGUUUGGUGUGACUCAACCUUCCACUGAGGCCUCUUAACUCCACAAGUACUAUAUUUCGAUUUAGAGCUGACAUUAAGACUAUCAUAUGACAUGUCUGUUUGUUGAGUAGUAUUAUUUACUGGUUUUGACUUUUGCUGAGCAUGUUAUUGAUUCUUGCUUUGCCACAUUUCCUCCUUUAAACAAGGCGAGAUUCAUUUCA
Molecule: messenger RNA, 1077 nt
Organism: Mangifera indica (mango)
Lineage: Eukaryota; Viridiplantae; Streptophyta; Magnoliopsida; Sapindales; Anacardiaceae
Product: proteasome subunit alpha type-4-A-like
Exons: 2
Coding region: 163-915 (250 amino acids)
Biological process (GO): ubiquitin-dependent protein catabolic process
Cellular component (GO): cytosol; nucleus; proteasome core complex
Source: RefSeq, a predicted model, not a curated record